Molecule: messenger RNA, 1727 nt
Organism: Gopherus flavomarginatus (Mexican gopher tortoise)
Lineage: Eukaryota; Metazoa; Chordata; Testudines; Testudinidae
Gene: SETD9
Product: SET domain containing 9
Exons: 6
Coding region: 96-962 (288 amino acids)
Molecular function (GO): protein binding
Source: RefSeq, a predicted model, not a curated record
GGCUGCCGCCAGAGCUCGGCAGGGAGGUGGCUCCUGCGGGACGCCAGGCCCGGCCCAGCUCGGGGGGAGGGGCUGCCCUUCCCGGCGGGGUCACCAUGCUGCGGGCCCUGCUGCGGCGCUGGGCGUCCUACAGGUACCGCUUCGUGCCCUGGAUCGCGCUGCACCUCCGCCACAAGCGCAGGACCAUCCGAUACGUACCAGAAAAGUCCAAAGACAAAAUUAUCUCUGAUGAAGAUGUCCUUGAAACACUGCUGAAAAUCUUUAAAGCUCUGUUCAUAAAUGACUUUAGUAGACAAAUGGACUUAUUUGCCUUACUUCCAGAAGUUAAAUCCAAAUAUCUGGAAUUACUGACUAUUCAGUAUAAGAGAUCAAAAACAACUGGUUACAACCAUCAAAGUCAAAAUGUCUUUAAUCCAGAAGAAGUUCUGUUUAAUACAUUAGGGUUCAGUAUUACUCGAGAUCGGAGUUCACUGAUUUCUGCUGGAACAGGAGUCUUUGUUACUAAAGGUUUUGUGCCAAAAGGGGCAGUUGUAUCUAUGUAUCCUGGUACAGUAUAUCAAAAGUAUGAGCCCAUCUUUUUCCAGUCCAUUGGCAAUCCAUUUAUUUUUAGAUGCAUAGAUGGUGUACUUAUUGAUGGGAAUGAUAAAGGAAUAUCAAAAGCGGUGUACAGAUCAUGCAGCAAGAGGGAUCAACUUGGUCCUUUUCAAAUGAGUGACAUCACUUGGCUCACACCUGCUGUGCUAAAUCCACUGGCAGUAGGGCAGUAUGUUAACAACUGUUCACACAGUAAGUUGGAAGACAAGGCAGCCAACGUCUGUUAUCAGGAGUUUGAUGUGCCUGAAUAUUUUCCAGUAGAACUGAAACAGUAUCUUCCAAACAUCACCUACAGCCAUGACAUGCCUAUCGCAGAGCCAGAAGCUGCAAAAGCAAAACCAGGCGAGGAGGCGACGGCAGCACAGUGACGAGAGUGAUGAGGACAUAGACAUGGACAUAGACUUCUCACAAAGUAUGGUCUGGGCAACGUGCACAUCAUGCUGAUGAGCUCUGUCUGUGCUGACCAGCGCACCACGCUGGCCAAACAGGAAAUGAAAUUCAAAAGUUCGAGGACCUUUUCCUGUCUACCUGGCCAGUGCAUCUGAGUUGAGAGUGCUGUCCAGAGCGGUCACAAUGGAGUGCUCUGGGAUAGCUCCUGGAGGCCAAUACCGUCAAAUUGCAUCCACUCUACCCCAAAUUUGACCUGGCAAGGCCGAUUUCAGCGCUAAUCCCCUCAUCGGAGGUGGAGUAAAGAAAUCGAUUUAAAGAGCCCUUUAAGUCGAAAAAAAGGGCUUCGUCAUGUGGAUGGGUCCAGGCUUAAAUCGAGGUAACGCUGCUAAAUUCGACCUAAAAUUGUAGUGUAGACCAGGCCUGAGAGUACCAAUCCUUAAGUCUAGCUAGGCUCUUAUUCCAUGUAUUAUUCCUUCCCCUCCAUCUCCUUACAGAAGCAUCUAUCUUUCCAUUUGAGGAGUAGAUGCGUCUCCUUGCUCAGUCAGUCCACAUCGCCGCUCCUUAGCCAAAAGAAUUACUGCUGCAUGACAACUGCACAGUACUCUACUUUCUUGCUAGCAUCUUAGUGGCUGAGUCCUGUGUGGCUGCAGAACUCCAAGCCCCUGGUGGCUAUGAGAUGGCUAGGCUAAUUAAGGUAUUAUUAUUUUGCCUGGUCUAGACUCGGAGAAUGAAUCCAGAGCAGC